CGCCGCCGCCGCCGUCCCCGUCCUUCCGCAUCGGGUCCCUGCUGCUGUCUCCGGCCCGUCCGCAACCCGGCCAUCGGUGUUCGAGGAUAUUGAGAUUGCUCGUUUUGUAUAACUUUUUUUCCUGGGUGCAUCAACAUGUCUGGAAAUGAUUCUCAGGCUGCUGCCGACAGAAUAAAGGCCCAGGCCAUGUCAAAUGCCAAGGGAUUGAGCAGGGCUCAAGCUGAGCGUGCAGCGGAAGCUGCUGCUCGCAAUGUCAAUGCCUAUGGGCAGAAGGAAGAGGGGCCAAGUCGCUGGCAGGAGAGGAAGGAAGCCAAGAGACAGAUGUACCUGAUGAGUACAGAGAAGGCUGUGAGGCUAGGUGUGAAGCCAAAUGCUGUACCAACUUCUAAUGCUGGUGGCCAAUGUCAGAAGUGCUUCCAGACUGGGCAUUGGACAUAUGAGUGCAAGAAUGAACGGGUCUACAUGAUGCGACCCUCAAGGACAGAGCAGCUUAAGAACCCCAGGCUGAAGAAACCGUAUCUGCCAGCUUCCUCUCAGUUCGUGAACCCUGAUCUCGAGAAGGAGAUGGAGGAGGAAAGGAAGCUGAUGAGAGAGAAGCUGAAGAAGGAGAAGUCAGAAAGAAGGAAGGUGAAGAGCAAGUCGAAGAGCAAGAGGAAACACCGUGCCUCGGUGUCGGAGUCUGACUCAGACUCCGAAUCAUCGGUGACUGGCUCUGAGUAUUCUUCUGAUAGCGGCAGUUCAAGUGACAGCUCCUCGGACUCGGGGGACAAAAAGAAGCGCCAGCGCAAGACGAAGCAGAAGAAGAGAAGGCACCGGAGGGACAGCACGUCGUCGUCGGCAUCUGAAUCUGAAUCCGAGUCUGAUUCUGAUUCUGAGGACGAUAAGGGCAGCCGAAGGAAGAGCAAGAAGCGCAGCGACAAGCGUCGGUCCUGAAGGGCAAUGAGGACGCUAGAUGUGAUCAAAUUAUGCCCGCAUAUCAUUUCUUUUCAUCGCAGUCAUAGCUUCGUGUAAUGCAAGGCGCCCUCUGAGAGAUAAAUCACAAAUGUAUGAGUUGAUUUGCUGAACGCUUGUUGUUUCCUAGUACUAUUGUUUCCCCUGUACUAAGAAGUAGCACCCUUUUUCUUGAAAGAUUACUAAAGACUCAGUCAGGAGUACUUGAAGCUUCA
Lolium rigidum is the source of this 1166-nucleotide messenger RNA. Its product is annotated as zinc finger CCHC domain-containing protein 10. The transcript has 2 exons. The coding region runs from base 136 to 933 and encodes 265 amino acids. The record is from RefSeq and is a predicted model, not a curated record. Lineage: Eukaryota; Viridiplantae; Streptophyta; Magnoliopsida; Poales; Poaceae. Gene Ontology annotation, molecular function: zinc ion binding; nucleic acid binding.